Bipolaris zeicola 26-R-13 is the source of this 1524-nucleotide messenger RNA. RefSeq lists its product as uncharacterized. The record is from RefSeq and is a predicted model, not a curated record. The coding region runs from base 1 to 1524 and encodes 507 amino acids. NCBI's taxonomy places the organism in Eukaryota, Fungi, Ascomycota, Dothideomycetes, Pleosporales, Pleosporaceae. The transcript has 4 exons. Gene Ontology annotation, molecular function: protein binding.
AUGUAUAUCCUACAAGACAUUGAGGGUAAGGGUAAAGGGCUUGUCGCAACCAAGAAUAUCGCCAAAGGUACCCGAAUCAUUUCGGAACGUCCGGUUGAGUCCCUCGAUGAAUAUGAACGACAAUCAUUCCUCCCCCUGCACGAUAUGUAUCCCUACGAAGAAAACGUUAAGCAGUUUUUUAGUAUUAUUCGAACGAACGCCCUUCCUAUUGAGGAAAACGGCACUGCGGGUGGAAUCUUUCUCGAAGCCUGUCGCAUCAACCAUUGCUGCAAUAAUAAUGUACAAAAGCAUUGGAAUAAACGUAUUGGGCGGCACACUGUGCAUGCUUCAAGGGACAUCGUCGAGGGUGAGGAUAUUACGAUAUACUACCUGGAUCUCGACGGUAUCCGUGAUGUUCACCGCCAAAAGCUGCAGGACAAGCUUGGGUUCUUGUGUGCAUGCUGUGUUUGCUCCUUGCCAGCAGAGGAGAGCGAGGAAAAUGAUCAACGCUUGAAGAGGAUUCAAUACCUGGAUGACCUCGUUGGCCGCGAAUGCAUGGCAAUGAACUUUUCCGAACGAGUCCUUCGCUAUGUGGACGAACACAUCCAACUUCAUGAUAGACAAGGGCCAGAUGAUGCUGGUUUACCGAGGGCAUAUCUCGAUGCUGCUCAGAUCGCUAUCGCCAAUGGUGACCUUGCGAGAGGACGAAUAUUUGCGGAAAGAGCAGUAAAGGCAUGGCGCAUAGCUUCCGGUCCCGACAGCAGCGAGGUGAUCGAGUACGCGGCAUUAGCACGAAACCCCGCUACGCUUUCGCUCUAUGGUUUAUCAAUGAAAUGGAAGAUGUCAUUGAAAGAUGUUCCUUCGCAGUUUCAUUCUACAGACUUCGAGCACUGGCUUUGGAGAAGAGAUAAACCAAAGGAGAUACACCAAUCGGGACAAUUGACAAGUCUUCGCAAUCAAACAUUUUUUCCUAACUUCUCCGCUCUUCCAUACAGCAGCUUAAGUUCUCCAGGGCUUCAUCGAGACACUAAAGACCCCUAUCAACCCAUGCGUCAUUGGUGCUUCCUGGGAGAAAUUACCAAUUCCAUCACGCUCCAUCAUUUCGAGCUGGAGCUUGCGGAUAUCAACGACAAAAGAAUAUCUCUACACUUCAAUACGAUUGGUCGAGGCAGUGAACUUGAUAUAGCGAGUGUUCAAAACGGGUGUACCGUCGCAGUUCUGUAUGCGGAACGCCACACGUUUACAUACGGAGACACUGGCAUCAAACUCCAAGACCCACAAAUGCUGAAGAUCUUUCCAAUAGCGUUGGAUAAGUUGUUGGAACUAAGUGACCGGAUUCAACAGUACUCAGGUGCCAUGAACCAGAUCAAAAUGUGCCAUCGGUGCGACAACAAGACCAUAUUACUGAAUCGAUGUGGAAAAUGUUCUUUGUUUUGGUACUGCGACUAUGCCUGCCAAAAGACUGGGUGGGUCGAGAGGGCCCAUAAGACAGAUUGUAGAAUUUUGAGAGAUCCCGAUCUACGUGGGUUCAUCACCCUGGGAUAG